UUUUUUUUUUUGAUACAACUCCCCACUCUCUCUCUAUCUUUAAUUUACUUACACCUCCUUUUCCCUCCUCUCUCUUCUCCUUCUAUAUUAUAAUGGCUUCAAGAGUCUUAAGCUCUACCUUUUUACGUGCUACCAGUCAACGUAGUAUCAUCAAAGCUGCCGCCCUUCGAACGAAUCCUACACGAACUAUUUCAACUUCAAUUGUAAAACGACAAGUUCAACGUGAACAAUUAACUCAAGUAAGCGCUGAUCCCAACUUCAAAUCCGGUAACGAUGCACUUCAUGAAUAUGGACAUUAUGUCAUCACAGCUCUUCCCAAAUACGUGCAACAAGUGAGUGUGUACAAGGAUGAAUUGACUGUGUAUGUUGCUCCUAAUGCUAUUGAACCUGUCAUGACUUUCCUUCGCGACCAUACCAAUGCUCAAUUCAAAUCCCUACAAGAUAUUUCUGGUGUGGACUUUCCUUCUCGCGAAAAUCGAUUCGAAGUAGUCUAUCAACUCCUCAGUUUCGACUUUAAUGCUCGUAUUCGUGUCAAGACCUAUGCUAGUGAAGUGUCUCCUGUUCCUUCAGUUGUGCCUAUUUUCAAUGCUGCCAACUGGCAAGAACGUGAAGUAUAUGAUAUGUACGGUGUCUUCUUUACUGGUCAUCCUGAUUUGCGUCGUAUCUUGACUGAUUAUGGUUUUGAAGGUCAUCCUCUUCGCAAAGACUUCCCUUUGACUGGUUACGUCGAAGUUCGUUAUGAUGAAGAAAAGAAACGUGUGGUAUCCGAACCUGUUGAACUUGCUCAAGCUUUCCGCAACUUUGAAGGUGCUUUGUCUCCUUGGGAACAGACCGGUCCUGGUCGUGAUGACACUCCCUCUUCUAUUUCUGAACAAGAACAACAAGAUGAAAAGAAACAAUAGAUGACUCUUUUUUUUUUAUGGUAGUUAGUUUGUCUCCCCUUAUCUUAGAUUAUAUCAUUUUUUUUAGUUUUGUUUUUUUUAUUAGUAUUCUUUAUUGUAUGAUGCCAAAUAAAAGAGAGAAAAAAAAAGUAGAAAAAAAG
Messenger RNA from Halteromyces radiatus, 1042 nucleotides. RefSeq lists its product as uncharacterized. Lineage: Eukaryota; Fungi; Mucoromycota; Mucoromycetes; Mucorales; Cunninghamellaceae. The transcript has 3 exons. Bases 93 to 902 code for a protein of 269 amino acids. The record is from RefSeq and is a predicted model, not a curated record. Gene Ontology annotation, molecular function: NADH dehydrogenase (ubiquinone) activity.